AUGGCCAGCCCCGAUGUACUGAGCGACGCCACCAAGAAAGAUGUGGCGCUUGAUGUCAUAUCCCUACAGUCAUUAAUAAACGGAGACUCAAGCACGGAAGCCAUGUUGUUGAAAGCAUGCACUGAUUUAGGAUUCUUCUAUCUUGAUUGCGUGGACGGGUGCUCCGGUGAAAUCUUGGAGGAUGUUCAGGCAAUGUAUUCCCUGGCUAAGAAUUUCUAUGACCUGCCACAAGGGGCGAAGUCUGAGUGGCUGGUGGAUAGAGAUCAUGACGAGCAUUUGGUCAUGGGGUAUAAGCCUGCAGGUCACGGGAAUGGCCCUAUCGAAGGUGUCAAGGACGGUUUCGAGGGGCUAAUGCUUUUUGAGCAUCCCAUCUCCAAGAUAGAUGAUCCUGCAUCAUUUCCAGGUCCUGAGGUCAUUGCUCACCAGCUCAAUCCACUCAAAAAGGCGAUUGCGACCUUCCGUGGUAUCAGCGUCUUACUUUUGGAAAAAAUCUCUGCAGCGUUAGACUUGGACCCGUCAAAAGCUUUCCAGGGAUAUCAUCGCGAAGGCGCUGUCUGUCCAACAGCUCUUGGACUGCUGAAGUACACGAUUGCUGAGGAAGAGCCCAAGAAGAUCGGCCAAAUUGCCCACACAGAUGCCGGUAGCCUUUCAAUUGUGUUCACAGAGGUUGCCGGUCUCCAGGUUCUGAAACCAGAGGAAGAUGACUGGUUUUACAUUGCUCCAAAGCCUGGACACGCUGUUGUGAAUGUUGGCGAUGCGCUCCGUUUCAUAUCGGGUGGAGUUCUGGAGUCCAGUCUCCAUCGAAUUAUUCCCCACAAAGACGAAAGAUUUCGGCACAAGUACUCAAUCGUGUACUUACUGAGACCGGAGAUGGAUGCAGAGUUCAUUGAUGGUGAAGGGCGAAUGUGGAAAGGCUUAGAAUGGACAAACAAAAAGCAUGCUGUGUUUCGUGCUCCAGCAGCAGAACAAGCUCAGGGAACUUAUCUUACCGGUAGGGAUGGGUAUGUUGGAUACUGGGAUCCGGAGAAGGAUCAGGAAGAUGUGAUAUCUUAG
Molecule: messenger RNA, 1053 nt
Organism: Alternaria burnsii
Lineage: Eukaryota; Fungi; Ascomycota; Dothideomycetes; Pleosporales; Pleosporaceae
Product: gibberellin 20-oxidase
Exons: 4
Coding region: 1-1053 (350 amino acids)
Molecular function (GO): dioxygenase activity
Source: RefSeq, a predicted model, not a curated record